AUGCCAGAACGGCAAUCCUUGAGACUCAAAAUACCAUCAGAGAAACUAGCCCUCAUUCAACAAUUCAUGGAUGGCGUGAAGAAGAAACGCAAGACGAGAGUCAACUGGAAAGCAGGCGAGAAAGAGGCCAUGCUUGCUCUUCGCGAGCAGUAUCCCAAGAUGCCUUUGAAGGAUUUUCAGGAGACCUAUUACCCAGACCGAACUGUCAAAACUUUGGGAGCGCUUAUUCGUCAAUUGAGAAAGGAACCUGGUAAAGAAGAGGACACUGAGACUGGGAACGAGGAUCAUUGUCAUUCGAACACUCCCAGACUAACCAGGCUGAAACGCCCUCGGCGGAGUGGUCCCUUUGAGUACAGCGAUAGUGAAGAGGAAGAUUCCAGUUCAGAUGAAAUAAUCGAAGACAUCAAUCCUUCUGGCCAUUGUACUCCUAACAAGUUCAUCAAACUAUCACACUCCGCAGAAGCUCAGAGCCCGCCAGCUCGUCGCCAGGCUGUAGAGCAACGAGAUCCCAGACUCCGCUCUCAGACAAAUGCAUCUCCACAGAUGCCAAAGAAUACUACAGAACUUGCAUCCAGGCCGCAGACAAGUCCUCCCGAAACGACAACUGUGGGACAAGACACGGGCUGUGCAGAGCCAAGCACAGGUUCUACAGGCAUUACUCCACCUCUCCUGGAUAUAUCUCUAGAUAGACCUGUAGAGCAUCCUGGCGCUGAGCUGCACGUCAUUAUCCAAGACAACCAGCAGCAACAAACCCAGCUUCAGGCUCCAAAUCAAGAACUAUUCUCAGAAGCCUUGAUCAGACAGGAAUUCGCAAAGGAAGUCACGAGCAUCUACGCAAAGCUUCAAACACUGUGUCAGUUCGAAGAACAAUUGUUCGCGGCGGUUAGUCAGGGUCGGGCCCAGAACUCCGUUCUUGAAAAGGAAUAUGAUAUCAUGAAAAGGGACUAUGGCACGAUGAAAAAAGAAUACGACGAGAUGAAAAAUGGGAAGGAUAUAGAGAUUGCGCAGCUCAAGGAAAGUUGGCAGGCAGAGCGGGACGCUCUGAUGCAGAAAAAUACACGUCUGGGCAAAGGUCUCGAGAAGAUGCAAGAUGUGCUAAAGGACUUGGAGGCGUGA
Messenger RNA from Talaromyces marneffei, 1116 nucleotides. RefSeq lists its product as uncharacterized. Bases 1 to 1116 code for a protein of 371 amino acids. The record is from RefSeq and is a predicted model, not a curated record. The transcript has 5 exons. Lineage: Eukaryota; Fungi; Ascomycota; Eurotiomycetes; Eurotiales; Trichocomaceae.